Messenger RNA from Anolis carolinensis (green anole), 6336 nucleotides. RefSeq names its product galactose-3-O-sulfotransferase 2 (gene gal3st2). The record is from RefSeq and is a predicted model, not a curated record. Gene Ontology annotation, cellular component: membrane. Gene Ontology annotation, molecular function: galactosylceramide sulfotransferase activity. Gene Ontology annotation, biological process: glycolipid biosynthetic process; glycoprotein biosynthetic process. Lineage: Eukaryota; Metazoa; Chordata; Lepidosauria; Squamata; Anolidae. Bases 2235 to 3416 code for a protein of 393 amino acids. The transcript is spliced from 4 exons.
CUUUACACUUGUUAAGGCUUCAAGGCUAGGUCUUGAUAUAUUGGAACUUUCUGGUUUUAUAUUCAGGAUUUUUAAUGUUACUGAAUGCUUGAAUUACUUGAAGAGUGGAGGAAAAUACCUCCUAAACUGUAUUACGGUUUCUGAUGUUUAAAUAUAAUUAAUGGUCUUUGAGCUCUUUCAAUGUAAUUUUCAUAAUGCUGUAGUCUGUGCAGAUAACAUUAAAUCAGCAUACCAGAAAUGCAAUUCUUUUUCCUCCCUUAUACCUUCAGGCUUCAUAUGCAUGAAUUCAUCCUUUGGUUUCCAAUAUUCUUGCAGUUUUCAGGAUCCUACAGGUUGUUUUGUAGAACUCGUGGUGUUUUGGGUCGUUUAUGAUAAUGCUCUGAUAAUUCUCAUGCAUCUCCUACAGUGGAACAGCUGUAAUUUUAUAUACUUUUGCUUUGUGUGUUUUCUACUCCUUCCAUAGGAAAAAUGAAAUCCCCAAAAUCACUGGGGCACGUGGCAUGGGGAAAAGGAGGAAAGGUGCUAUCCCUUGGCAAAUGUGACCAAAUCAUCAUAUCAUCAAAGGCAAUCAUUUGUGGCCGGAAUGAUUGUCUUUCAAGGGCAGAGUCUUGGUGGUGGCUCCAGAAGUGAUUGUGAAGGCCUAUUCUGGAUCCACAUUUUCUUUCACAAUGAGAACAUAGAUUUCCAGGUGGAAGGCGAUCAUGACAAGGGUUUGCUUGAGGUGCCUUUCUCUUGCUCUUGCUUUUGCCCUGUAUUUGUACCAAUUCAAAGUACAUAGCACCAUUGGUAACAGCUGACUUCCACUUAGAACGCUCAAGGGCCAGGGAUUCCCAGUUCUUGGUGUUUAUGUUACAUUUUAAAAGUUAGCUUUAAGACUGUCUUUAAAUCUCUUUUGUUGUCCACUGACAUUCCGUUUUCCAUUCUUAAGUUGUGAGUAAAGUAACUGCUUUAGGAAAUGGUGAUCAGACAUUCAGACAAUGUGACCAGUCCAGCAAAGCUGAUGUUGGGGAAUCUCCACUUCAGUGCUUCUUCCAGAAUGCUGAUGUUUGUCCGUUUGUCUUCCCAAGAGAUUUGCAGGAUUUUUCAGAGGCAACGCUGAUAAAAUCAUUCCAGAAGUUGAGAGUGAUGUUUGUAGAUGGUCCAUGUUUCACAGGCAUGCAGUAGAGUUAGGAGGACAAUAGCUUUGUAAACAAGCAUUUGGGUUCCCUAUGAAUGUUCUGAUUGUCAAACUCUCUGCUUCAUUCGAAGAAAUGCUGCACUCGUAGAGCUCAGGUGGUGUGGUAUUUUGGUAUCAAUGUUGACUUUUGUGGAUAGGUGGUUGUCUAGGUAGCAGAAACGGUCAAUAUUUUCUAGCAUUAUACUAUUAAGCUGUUUUGCUGGCGUUGCAGAGAAAUUGGUGUGUACCUACUGGUAGAGCACUUUGUGUUUUUUUAUAUUAAAGUGAGAGGCCAAGCUUUUCAUAUGGUUCAGCAAAGGUAUCUAAAAUGUUUUAUAGGUCUUCCUCUGAAUGAGCACAGACUAUGUUGUCAUCGGCAUACGGGAGUUCUAUAACAGAAGCUAUUACUUUAUUUUUGGCUUUCAGUCUGCUUGCCAUAUGUCUGAUAUGUGAUUUCCAAACCAUUGGGAAGCUUCCUGUCAACAAGGUAUAGAGAUCAAAUAUUGUUCCGUUUGAAGGCCACAGGCUUAGUCAUUUUCUCCUCUGUCAGUUUUAUAGCUGCCUUCUAGUCUUCUUAAAAUUUGGAUCUCAUUUUUUUAACACAAAGGCUUUAAUAUUAUCUUCAUUAAGCACAUCUUCGACACAUUUUGUCCUUUAGGUUGUUUUGGAAUUUUAGACCUCAUUUUACUGUUCAAAGAUAUUGAACCAAUCUGCUGAAUGUCAAAGCGUUAUUUAUAAGGAAACUAUCUGAAGAUUUCAUUGCUGAUGUACCAUGAGAGCUAACCAAACCGAACUAACUUCUUUCUUUAGAUAUUGAUGCCAUGUGUUUCUUGUUACAAAAAGGAGUUGGUGCGUUGCUUCUUAAGGGGAAAAAGAUCCUCUAACUCUUAAGUCCUGUAUAAACACUUUUUAUUGUGGCAAAUGCCAUCUGUCCCUUUCAAAUUUAUGUCUCAGCCCUGUACUUAGGAAUCAAGACACUCCCUUUUUCCCCUGUUGAGAAUGAGUCUCUGAACAGGAACAGCUGCCAGUCCAGUGGACUAGCAAGGGACCCACAUGUCUGCGGCAAAACAGGGACAAGAUGAAAAACACUUGGAGGUAUUUUCAUCAAUAUGCAUGGUUCAUCCUUUGGCUGGGAGUUGUUGCCAUGAUAGGAUUUGUUCAGCAUCAUGUAUUAAAGGCUACCAAGCAGCAACAGCCUGUUUUCAAAGCCUGUCAACCUACUACAAACGUCAUGUUCCUCAAGACACACAAAACGGCUAGCAGCACUAUCCUCAAUAUCCUCUUCCGUUUCUCGGAGAAGCACAACCUCACAGCGGCUCUUCCAAAUGGGAAUGGCUUCCACCUGGGCUACCCUCAGCUCUUCAGGGCAACAUUUGUUGAGGAGUUCAAAAGUAUUGGACGAAACUUCAAUGUCAUGUGCAACCACUUGAGGUUUAAUGCCCAAGAGGUAAGAAGAGUAAUGCCAAAUGACACCUUCUAUUUUUCUAUCCUGAGAGACCCAGCUACCUGGUUGGAAUCUUCCUACGUUUAUUACAAAGAUGUUACACCAGCUUUUAGAAACUCCAAGAAUGUGAAUGAUUUUCUUGCAUCUCCGUGGUCUUACUACAAUCUCACUGAAAAGAACUGGAACAUUUAUGCCAAAAACCAAAUGUGGUUUGACUUGGGCUAUGACAACAAUGCAGUGUAUGAUGAGUACUAUGUGCAGUCGGUAAUACAGGAUGUUGAGCAGAAUUUCCAUUUGAUGCUAAUUGCCGACUACUUUGAUGAGUCCAUGAUCCUUUUGAAGGAUACUUUAUGCUGGGAUUUGGAUGAUGUAGUCUAUUUCAAGCUGAACGCCAGGAGCCAAAGCACUGUUCAGACAAUGAGUCCAGAAAGUAAAGAAAAGACAAAGGAGUGGUGUACUUUGGACUGGGAACUUUACAAGCACUUCAACAACACCUUCUGGAUUAAGAUUCAGGAAAGGAUGGACCUUAAGACUUUGUACAAAGAAGUUGAGCGUCUACAGAAAAGACAGAAGGAGCUGAUGGAAAUGUGCCUUUCAGAGGAAACUGCAGUUGAGGGAAACAAAGUCAAAGACAAGCGCCUAAAGCCUUUCCAGUCAGGGACUGCUAAAAUAUUGGGCUAUAACCUCAAACCAGAUUUGGUCAAUGAAACCCUCACAAGCUGUAAAAAGAUGAUUGUACCUGAGCUUCAGUAUAUGGCAUACAUGUACAGUCGCCAGUUCCCAGACAAAAACAAAAAACCCAUAGAUUUUAAAUAAGAUCUAAUCAUAAGGAUGUGCCAUUCUAUCAAAACAGGUUAGGGAGUAGCUACGUAUUGUUUAUGACAUGCAAGUCUUUGUUUCUGACCAGAUUCAAAAAUCUGGUGUCUCUUUCUCUCUGUGCCAUUCUUUCUAUGUGUAUGUGCCACUGUCACUAUAUGACACCCCGAUCAGAUGUUGCUGACAUUCCCAGAAUAAUUAGUAACCAAAUAAUGAUCCAUAUAAAUGACAAUGAUCUAACAAAGAGGGGGUGACUACAGUGGUCCAGGACCCAGUUUCCUGCACCUGGUGUCCUCCAGGCGCUGUAUAUAGUUGGCAAAAUAUAGUGGGCAACCACUAAGGUUUGGUUCCAAAACAGACACAAACACACCCAUGCGUAUGUGUAUGGAUGCUCAAUUAUAUAAAAUAAUGUGGUAAAAUAAUGUUCCUUAUAUACAGUGGGAAAUUUAUAAUUUGUCUUUUGGACUGAAAAAAAAAAUCCCGCCCCCUCUUUAAAGGUACAUUUCUUUUUUAAUUAAAAAAAAUAACAGAAAAAAGACACAAAUAAAUACAGACAGUUCCCAAGUUACAAACAAGAUUUGUUCUGAAGUUGAAUUUGUUUGUAAGUCAAAAUAGGUUCUAUCUAUCUAUCUAUCUAUCUAUCUAUCUAUCUAUCUAUCUAUCUAUCUAUCUAUCUAUCUAUUUAUCUAUCUAUUUUCGAAUAGCAUAAAGAAGGGUUAACCCCUGUGGUGCUUGUUUUGCUGUCUGUGCCCCUGUUCAGAAGAUUUCAUUUUACUUUCUAUUCCUAUAAUAAUUGGAUUUUGAAAAAUUUGACUUGUGGAAACAAGGAUUGGUGAUAAAUCUCCAGUGGUGACACCUUUUCCCCAUGAUAACUCUUUCAGGAAUGAAUUUCCCUUCCGAGGGGUAGAUUUCUCUCACUUCCUGUUGUCUCACCCCUGUUCUUAACUAUGAGUCAUUUGUAAGUCAGAUGUUUGUAACGUGGAGACUGCCCAAAUGCAACAAUAAUACUUAUGCAUACAUAAACAUAGACAUACCUACAACAACUACAGACGUGCAGGCUUAAAAAAGUGCUCAUGCCUGCCUGCAGCCGAGUGCCUCCUCUAGAGUAAGAAGCAGAACUUGUCUCCUUGCCUUGGAGAGCGUGUGUGUGGCGUGCAGGCCCAAAAAGCACUCACACCUGCCUGCAGACAUGCACCUCCUCUAGAGUAAGAAACAGAACUUGUCUCCUUGCCUUGGAGAGCGUGUGUGUGGCAUGCAGGCCCAAAAAGCACUCACACCUGCCUGCAGACAUGCACCUCCUCUAGAGUAAGAAACAGAACUUGUCACCUUGCCUUGGAGAGCGUGUGUGUGGCGUGCAGGCCCAAAAAGCACUCACACCUGCCUGCAGACAUGUACCUCCUCUAGAGUAAGAAACAAAACUUGUCUCCUUGCCUAGGAGAGUGCUUGUGUGGCGUGCCGGCCCAGAAAGCGCUUGUGCUUGCCUGCAGCAAUGUGUCUCUCCUCUAGAGUAGAGAAACAGGUAAGAAGCCUCUUUAAAUGCAUGCCUGCCUGCAGAUGAGUUCUUUUCCUCUAGAGUAAAACAGUUUCAAUGCCUAAAAUGAUAUGAAGGGGAGCCUGGGAAGUCCCCCCCCCCCCAUGGACCAAUAGAAAAUGAAUCUUUCGGCACCCCAGAGCAAAAACAGAUAUCUGCCCUCCUGAUUUCGGGAGGCACCCAAAAAUGGAUUGGGCCCCCCACUGAAAGCUGGGACAUGAAAUGGGUCAAGGUUUACCCUGAAAGCACAACCCUAAUAACAAAUGGCUUGUUGCAGGCCAGCACCAAGACUGUAGGUGCUGCCACUUUGAGCAGCUCUGCCUUAAGCUUAGCUUAGGUAUUUGCUCAGUAUUUACAGGUGGUAUUAAUAUUUUGAACCUUUGGUUACACAAUUCUGCUGCACUUGCAAUUUGGUGACAUUUUUCCAUGCUGGGAUUUAUUUCUUUUAACAGUCUUUCCUUCAAGGCAGAGUUUUGUGCACCACGACCUUGUCAGAUGGCUGGCGGAGGUGCUCCGCUUUGUCAAGGGGUGUGGGGAACCCAGUGCCUUAUGUCUUGCAUCACUCGGUUCCCACCAAGGAAGAUCAGAUGGGGGAUGUGUGAGCAUGCGGCUUUCCCUCAUGCAUUCCAAUGGCAACAUGGGAGCAUGCACUGGCUCCGCACUCCUUCACCCAUGGAGUCACACUGGUGUCAUCUGAUGAGAGCCAACUGGCUCAGUGGGUGACUAUGGCUAAAUUGCCACAUGACGCCAAAUUUAUCCCCGUGUGAAAUUUCCCUGAAGAAUUGUAAUUCAUGAGAACAUAUAUUUUAGUUUCAGCAUUAAUUGGGGGAAUCUGAAAGAUGAGGUGAACAACUAACAUAAUAACUUAAUUCCAAGUUGUACAUUAGGAGGAGUGAAUGAGGGAGGCGAUAGAUGUGGAGGACAGUAGAAGUGAGAUUUUAGAGGAAAGAGCUUUCUAGCCUGCCCUGUGUUCCCUAAGCUAGUUUGUUCUCAAGUUAGUGUAAGAUACUGCUGAGUUGCCACUAUUAAAAUAAAAUUCAGCUGUCACUCUGUUCAACAACUUUUUGUGGCACAAAAAACUUAUUCAUCACCACAGGCAGCAAAAUGGGUUGUGCCGGCACGGGUUACAGGAUAACCAUUAUGGCUCAGGACCAAAAUGCAAGAUCCCCCGGCAACUAUGUGCUGUUACAGACUGGGAACUCGUUCUGGGAUUUCAUUCCACCUUCUAGACUGGGUCUUUAGUUGCCACGACCCACUUGUCCUCAAUUUGCUGCUGCUUGUUUUGUUUGUUUCUUAAUGGGAACAUUUGGAAUCAGUUCACUGAACCGCAAAUGACUCUGUCAGCAUGGAUCCUAAUCCAGUAGCAUGGCAAUAGCAAAAUGAAUAAAA